CGUGGUUUGACGUUUACCCCCUCUCUACCUACCAAAAGCCUUUUCAACUUCUGCACCUGCUAUAUUUCAUUAUUUUUAAAGUUGUCUGUGUAUAAAAGUGCCAUAAUGUGAAAUACCUACAACUCCUAUACCUAUCUCGACCAUCCAUCAACGAACGCACCAACCAAACGUCCAAACCAGUGUCCAAACGUGAACCCAACAUCUGUUCGAGUCGAGGUGAAAUUUGGCAUCGUCGCCGAAGUUUAGAUGGAUCUGCAAAUGUCAGGAGCAGAGAAAAGAAAAUAAACAGGUUUUUUUCGAAGAAGCAAUCUUAUAAAUAAGAAUUUCACAUUAUUCUAUUGUGCUAUGGAUGAAAAUAUGUCUGAUGACGAAAGUCGGGAGAAAAGUUCUAAUAAGACGGAAAAACCGAAGCGAUUAAAGAGCGACGGUGACGCUGGGGGUUCGUCUGUGGAGGAGUCUUCCAGCUCGUCUAGCAAUGUAGAGCAAGUGGACGAAAGUCAAGAGAUCUUAACAAAAAAGGCAGAAAAUCCGAAGAGGUUGAAGACAGAAGGAGAAUCUGGGGGUUCGGUCGAAGAGUCGUCCAGUUCUUCUAAUAAUAUAGAACAAGAAACGGCAAGUACUAGCACGGACAGUGGAUUUCCUAGGUCUAGAAAUUCCAAAAACCGGAAUUACAGAAAUCAUUCCAGCAAUGGUGAAAAUCGUCGAAAUGUAAGGCGCUUGUACACUCCGCCGAAUUUUGGCGAAGAACUGUUUUCCAGCGGCGACGAGGAACCACAAGAAGCGGUUGAAGAUGAUGAGGCCGAUUCCGCUAUGCAUGAAGAAGAUUCAGCGAACUUGGAUGAACUGGAUCCUAUGAGUAAUAUGAGUUCGAAUUCCACUGUCAUCAAUGAUACGGAUAUCGAUUCCGAUGAUGAGGAGCACCCAACAUUAAAGAAAGAGUACCCCAAGCACAAUUGGUUCAUGGUGCCGGAGGUGCUCAACAGGCAAUUAGGGUCUAGUUCCAAGUAUCAGAGUGCUGAUUUGUUUCAGAAGCGAUGCUAUGGCUCAUUACGUAGUGUACAUAGGUUAGAGUUAAUGUACAAAUUAGAAGGACACGAUGGCUGUGUAAAUAGUCUGAAUUUUCAUCCGCAAGGACAUUUGUUGGCUAGCGGUUCUGAUGACCUCAAAGUCAUUCUGUGGGAUUGGAAAAUAGGAAAGCAAUUACUGAAGUACGAAUCUAGACAUAGAGGGAACGUGUUUCAGACGAAAUUUUUGAAUCUAUCUGGUGAUUUACAUAUAGCGUCUUGUGCCAGAGAUGGUCAGGUACGCAUUGCUCAAGUAUCAGCUGAGGAGGGAGUGAGGGACAAUAGGAAAUUAGGAUGUCAUAGGGGGCCUUGUCACAAGAUCGCUGUACUGACUGAACAGCCGCACGUGAUUUUGAGUGCCGGAGAAGACGGCUACGUAUUUAGUCAUGACGUUAGGAAAAACAAACAAGAAAGGAUAGUGAGCGUAAAAGAUGAUGAACGAGAAGUAGCUUUAUAUAGUAUCCACGGAAAUCCGUUGAAAUCAUUGGAAUUCUGCGUUAGCGGCAGAGACGAAAUAAUCAGGGUGUAUGACCAAAGAAAAAGCAACGAUACCCUACACACAUAUCACCCCUUCAAGAAAAGAACUGAUUCCAGCGGGUACACAGGUUUGCACGUCACGUGUGCCAUCUACAACCACGACGGUUCCGAAAUUUUGGGUUCCUACAACGACGGCGACGUCUUCCUUUUCGACGUCAACGCCGAACCUGGCAACUUCCUGCACCAGUACCAAGGACACAGGAACGGUGCGACCAUCAAGGGCGUUAAUUUCUUUGGUCCGAAUUCGGAGUUUAUCGUCAGCGGCUCGGAUUGCGGAUAUAUUUACUUUUGGGAGAGGAAUACGGAGGCUAUCGUGCAGUGGUUGUUGGCAGACGAUAAUGGAGUGGUAAAUUGCUUAGAACCCCAUCCCCAAGUGCCGUACAUCUGCACCAGCGGCCUCGACUGGGACGUAAAAGUGUGGGUGCCUUCGUGCGAAAACGAUCCCACGUUUAAGGGUCUAUCUUCGACCGUAAAAAACAACAACAAGGCGCGAAGCAAUUGGACGUCUAUGAUUCCGCCUGACAUCAACGAGAGUCAAAUGUUGUGGAUGUUGUGGCGGCAUUUGAGGAGCAGCAACCGAUUGAGGCGCGAGUUCCCGAACGGAGGCGAAGGAGAUACCGCCUUUUUCCGAUACGCUUCGACCUCCAGCAGCUCGUCUGGUUCGAGUUCGAGCAGCAUACCAUCCGACGAAGACGAUUUGGACGUGACGGCGUCCUGUUCCCCCUCAUAAUAUUUAUAUAUAUACACACUCCCCCUUCCCCGAUCUCCGAACACCCCUCCUUAAUCCCCCAAACCAUUGCAAUGUAUAUCUGUUAAUAAUAAAAAUAAUUAUUAUUAUGAUCACCCGGGAAUACAUUAUAUAUUUGUAAAUAGACUCGUUUUUGCUAUUAGAUUUAAAUAAACUCUAUUAUUGAAAAUAAAGAAUUAAAAAACAGAAUCAAAAUGUAUUGCGACACCAAAAUCGUAAAAAUUUGUUAGUUUUUUAUAUUCGUUAUUAUAUUUUUUCCUGUUUUUUUUUAUCUUUUAGAAUUUUUGAUUUUGUUUGGCGUCUGAGUUUAUUUAUUUUUUUUUUUUUUCGGUUAAAGCCUGAGCAAUCCCAAAAAAUGUAAAUAACCGUUUUUUUUGCCGCCGUUUAAUAUACAGGGCGGUUCGGUGAACGUUCUCAGGACCGAUGUGUCGGAAAGUAAUAAAAUUUUGACAAAUCAUUGAGAAACGUUAAAAGUAUUAUUAACGGCGUAAAAUGAUUUUUGUAAAUAUGUAGAUUUGCUAUUAGAUUUAACGACUUUCUAUUGUUUAGUGAAAUAAAUCUAAUGAAUAUAACUCUGGUUUGUGAUUAUGAUAAACGCUUAAAUUGACGCACGAAACAUGUUUCUAUGCAGUUAAUGCAUCUUAGUUACAUUUCUCGAAUCACCCUGUAUAUUUAGAUGUGUAUAAUUUCUCUAUGAUUCACUUUUAAAAGUUAAUUUCGACAAAUAUGGCAAUUUGCCCAUUUUCACAAUCAAAUAUUUAUCUAAAAUAUUUUUGGAUACAUAUUUUUUUUCUCUCUUUUAUUAUGAAAUAGCUGGUAAAUUUUCUGAUCAAUUUUUAGAACGGUUGGUAAUUUUAUAUGGGUUUCUAUUUUCUUCAGUUGAAACUUUCUAAAUUAGUUUUCUCCUAAUUAAAGGAAAUCAUUUCUUUAAAUUUUGAUAUUGCCUACGAAGUUUCUUUUUACGUCAUUUCCCGUUGGAUUGAGAUAUUAGGGUCUAUUUAUACUCCCUUAUUAUUUUUAUUUACAUUAGUAUUAUGAUUAUGGAUUAAGUUGAACCUUCACAAUGUAAUGGUGACAUUUAUACUCGAUUUAUGAUUAAUAUUAGCAUUAAUAUUUAUGCUCAAUAAUUGACAGGUUCAACUUUUAUGUUAAAUCUUAAAUUUCGUUUUUUCUAUCAAAUGAAUCAAUGAUGUAUUUAGCCUUUGUUUUUAAUAGACAAUGGAUAAUGACAAUUGACAUGAUUAUGUUGUCAGAUGUUGUUUGUAGGUUUGUUCCAAAGGCGAGUUCGGAGGGGCUGGAGCGGGACAAAAGCGGAGUGUUUUAGGGUGCUUUUAAAUGUUAUUUAAGCGUGUUAAAUUGUCACUAAUCGGACUAAAUCGAACGCUAAAAUGGUCGUUUGGAGUAAAAAGUGUUAAAGGAGUUAAAGGAACUUGGCAAACCGAACGCAAUGCAAUAAGCUCGAAAACGAUAAUAUUUCGGUACAAAUCAUGCGCUGUAUACAAUUUUUGUGUAUCAGCAGUGUUUACCGAGUAUAAUUGACAUGUCACCUCGAGGAAGCAAGGGCCUCUUUUCUGUCUGAUUUGUAUUAAAUUUCUACUUCUUUUUAUCUGUUAUAAAUUUGAGACGUAAAUCCGUUAACAUUUCCUUAAUUAAACCUAUUUUUGAAUAAUAAUAUCUUUAAAUAAAAUUAACUAGUAAAAAUAUUAAUAAAAACAUGUUUAAAACUCAAAUAUCUUAAAAAAUGUUCUAUGAACACAACUGGCCUCUUACACAUUUCUUCUGACACACAUUUUGUUGACUGCAGAAUUCUAUCUUAUUAGGAAAAAGAUUAUUAAAAAACAAGCACUAAUGCUAAAUAUAAAACGAGUAUAAAUACCCUUUUUGAAUAUUUUGUCCAGUUUACUGCUUAAUCAUAAUACUAAUACAACUACUAAUAAUAAGGGAGGAAAAAUAGACACUUAGUUUUAAUGUAUGUUCAGCGAUUAUUUUUUACCAUGGUGUCCGAUUUCAAUGAUUAUGUUUUUGUGUGAAAAGGGGUACCUCAGGGAUGGUCCCAUAUAAAUUUGGUCAAGAUCUGUUGUUGACAUCUAUGAGAAAAUCAGCAGACUCAAUUUGUAAGAUCAUCUGCACGAUUUUGAAAUCGGUUUUUUAAAAUUACUUUUAUAACUUGUUAGUAUGGACGGUUUCAUGAACACUGUUCUCAUUGCUACGAUAUAUUUUUCUUUUAACCUAGGUGUCUUCUUCCCAAAUAGCAGGAAAAUCAUUUUUAAAUUUUAAUACCUUGUAGAAAUGUUCCUCCUCUUUAUAUUCACGUUAGAUUGAGAUUGCUAUUUCUAAUAGUUUCAUUGUUAAAAACAGUUUUAUGAAUACGGGGCCUAUUUUCGAUACCAAUCUCGUUCUUUAAAACUCAGUAUAUUUCAAAAUUAUUUUAAGACAUUUAUUUAUACAUUUUUGGUAUUCCGUAUAAAAUGUAUUUAUAUGAUUGUGUGAGCACGUAGAGAUCAGAUAACGGGUGUGUAUCGUACAACGUUUUAUGAUAUACUGCAAUUUACCACGUUUUACAACCUAAAAUCAAAUAAAAUUUUAUCAUUACAAGUUUCCGAAUGUGACUUAAAAUAAUGACAGUUCAGUUAGAACUGACAGUUCAGUCAUAAGUUUUGUUAAAAAUUUUUACCGGGCUAGCCCGUUAUGACUCCCUUAACAACCAUAAACAGAGGUUGGUUAUCAAGGUAUAACAUUGCAGUAUAUCAUAAAAUCCUAUAACUUAUUUUCCUGAUUUCACAAAACGAAUAAAUCAUCACAAAAAUAAAUAUCUACAACGGUAUAUAAACACUGUUAAAAUACAGAAUUUUAAAGUAGUGUACACACAUACAAAUCUGUAUUUUCUUUCUAAAAUUUUGGGACUGUUCCAAGGCAUAUUCACAAAACUUUUAAUUUGAUCAUUAUAAAAAAGGAAAAAAAAUGUAGAAGAUUUUUUUUCAGCUCAGAGAGUGGUUGUUAAGUCGUCGUUGCCACACACUAACUAUUUAUGUAAAUUUUAACCAUUUU
Molecule: messenger RNA, 5397 nt
Organism: Psylliodes chrysocephalus
Lineage: Eukaryota; Metazoa; Arthropoda; Insecta; Coleoptera; Chrysomelidae
Source: the annotation of a GenBank genome assembly